This is a messenger RNA of Hyposmocoma kahamanoa, 3385 nucleotides long. RefSeq lists its product as uncharacterized. NCBI's taxonomy places the organism in Eukaryota, Metazoa, Arthropoda, Insecta, Lepidoptera, Cosmopterigidae. The record is from RefSeq and is a predicted model, not a curated record. The transcript has 8 exons. Bases 340 to 1803 code for a protein of 487 amino acids.
GCGCAAACGCCGUUUAAAUUUUUGUACAUUCAAAUUUGUAAUAUAUUGUUUAUAUAUUUUUUUCGUGAAAUUACGUUUUACGACCGUUAAAAUUUUUUUUUUGUAUUUUUAUAGCAACACUGAAAUUUGAAUAAUAUUUUAGUGAAGUGACGUGGUUGAUUUUCAUUGUACCGGUGCACGAAUGUAGCUAACGUUUCUUUAUAAAAUUAUUAAAAUUCUCGAACGUUAUCGUAAUACCCUUCGUAUUAAAAGAUUAAAGUCAGUGUUUAUUGUGAAUUAGUGUAUUAAUGUGAUUGCGGUAACAAAUUUGUACUUCAGUUUCAAAUUUGAGGACCCAGAAUGGCAAAGCUAACGCUCCUGUUUUUAUUCUGCCAAAUAAUAACGCUACCGAUUUUGAGAGGACAAACAAAUGGCUUUGAAGACCUUGUAUCCUCUUAUAUGGAGCAAUAUGGCGAUUCGGCGGGAAACGGUGUACCUGGUUUACUAAAUAACUUAGUAGGAGCUAUGACACAAGGCAAUGCUGGUAAAGAGUUAGCGUCGAAUUUAAUGAGCGCAUUUUUGCAAGGUGAUGGCGCGAAAAAUUUGGGCGCCAUGUUGGGACAAGAUGGCGGCGGCGAAGGCGCAGGAAAUAUUUUAGCUGGUCUCGGCAGCUUGCUUGGCGGACAGAAUGGACAGAUUGAUCCUUCCCUGGUUGGCAAUAUGAUUUCAAUGUUCACACAAACCAUGACUCCACAACAGCCAAAAGUAGAAAGAAAGAAGCGUAGCCAAAGUGAAGACAACGACAUCAAUUUGGAAAGCAUGUUAAGUCUUGCUUCCGGAUUUUUGGGAAACAAAAACUCUGAAUCCGUGCUUCCGUUGGUCAUGAAUGUUAUCAGUGCAUUUUCGGGUAAUGAAGCACAGAAAAAAGCUGAGGAACACAAGGAACACGCAACAUUUUUACCCCCUUUCCUGGAAAAGGCUCAUCUGUACUGGGACUUAUUUAUUAAUUCGGAACUGGGUAGGACUGUGUGGGAAAAAUCAGGUUUGAAGAGGGCGUUCAAAGCAUUCACUGGACCUGAUGGUAAAAUCAGCUUCGAUUUAGUAAUGAAAAGCUUUGAGAACCAGCAGUUCAGAAGGCACUGGAUCAAGGCCGCUGCGCAAUAUUUAACGGAUAUGGUCAUCCAUGUGGCUAAACCUGAAGUUUAUCAAAAAUACUUGGCCUCAGCUCAAUACCUCAUCAACGGAUAUCUGGAUGCUCAAGGUCUGCCUAAAAGCACGCAGUUCAACGUGAAAAGACCAGAAAAGUCCAUCAGCGCUUUGAUCAACCACGCUCUUAAACGUUAUUUAGACAUGGACACCGAUGUUUCAGAAUACGUGAAACCUGCAGUUGACUACUUUAAGCAAACCAUGAAAAUGGCCCAAGCAACAUCUCAGAAACUGACCAAUCGGGAUGAUUACAACGCCAUAGCAGAUCGAGUCACCGACACUCUGAACUUAGAUGUUAUUGAACCAGUAUUGAGAGUGUAUAGAGCGUAUAAGCAUUCCGUAGAAGCACCUCAUUGCCAGGAACAUCUUUUAUGCUUGGUCAACAAAGGCGUUGAUCAAAAUAAGACAGGAGUAGCCGGUAUCAAAGCAGGUCUAACAAAGAUCAGCAGUUUGGUGGCUUCCGCUGCUCUGAGCUUCCAGAAUGGCAAAGGAUUUUGGGAUCUGUACAACGCCAUACAGAGCGAUGUCAAUUGCGAGGCCGCCUAUCCAGCUGACUGCGCGUCUUUCCAUGAACACGAAUUGAAAGUGACUACGGAACCGUAUCACAGUGAAUUAUAAAUAUAACAUUGUCUAGGAACUUAACGAAUGCGAGAUAUUUGCGACUUUGGACAUUUUAAUAUGAAUUUUUGAAGGUACAGUUACGAGCACAUCUAACUCGACACUUAGUACUUUUCUGUUCUUUUUUGUAAACGGCAUAGAGUUGAAUUUAGAUUUUAAGUGUCAAGCUUGACAAGCUCUUGACCCUGCACAAUAAGAAUCAAAAAUAUUUAAAUUGUCACAUUCGUCUAUUGUCACUGUCUGGAAUUAUCAAAAUUUAAAAUAUCGCAAAGUAUUAGAAAAUCUACGAAAAGCUGGCUCCACAUUCACGGCGAGAUUAUGCAGAGACGAUAUCGAGCUUCUACAUUCUCGCUUGAGACAGUAGACGCACUACAAGAUGAACGUCUUGAAAUUAUUAUCUGGCGGUCUGUAGCGAUAUGUGCUGCAUCAUGACUUUGAUAAACUUCUAGAAUGCUUUUCAAGAUUGUAAUUCCAAUUUAUGGGCAUUUUCUAUAGAAAAAUAUACAAGCACUUACUUCGACGAUAGACGGCCGACUGAUUGAAGCGAAUGUGGAUGAAUAGUGUUGCAUAAACACGCUAGAAUCCUUUGAUGUUUUGACAUUUAGGAACAAGAAAUGGGAGAUAUUACGAAUUUAUGAAACAACACAAACAUGGACGAAUACACUCUCGAUUCGGCAAGUCUCGUGCUGUGCAAAGUGAAUCCUGCUUUAGGAAUAUAUUUUCUCUACAAGAGGUCUAAUUUCUCCUUUAGAAAAACCGUAGGUAUUUAACCAAAAAUAAAAUAUCUAAACGUUGCAUAUUUUAUUAUUUAAUUGCAUUCGAUUUCUUUCUUUGUCUUCCAUUAGGUUCCCUAAUAUUAAAUUAUUUUUUGUUUUGAUUAAAACCGAAUAAUUGUAUUUAUUCCGGGUUUCUGCUCAACGAAUUUAAAGCUUCAAGUUUGAUUAGUUUUAAUAAUCCUAAAUAGUAAAGUAAAUAAUUUAGCAAUAUAUCAGUGUAACCGUUGAUUUUGUAGUUUAUUUAAUAAAGCCACAAAACUAUAUAAAUAAUUAAUAGUUAUCGCUAGGUUGAUCAUGAAAGAGUAAUACGCUAUGUAAAUACAUACUAAGUAAAUAAAUAGGUACCUACGCAAUAUAAUGAAAUAUAUAAAAUUAUCUAACUAAUAUGUACAGAUAAAGGUACUCUAAGGCUCAAUUUACAUUGCCGCGGAACGGAAUGGAAGUGAAGUUUAGAAUCAUAGCAAUUAUGCUAUUCAUUAGAACUUUAUGUCAAUUAUUUAACACACCAAUUUGUAGAUACGAGUCCAAAAAACAGGUCACGCAAUCACGGGAAUUCCCGAAGCCACAUAGUUUUUAGGCUAUACAAAAAUAAUUAUGCUAUGUACAAUUUCAUUACAAAAAUCGCUUCCAUUCCGUCACGCAGAAAUGGAAAUUAAAUCUAUGGCUGAAUUGAAAGAUUAAUUUAUUUGCACUGUAUUAAACGAGUAUAAAUCAUGUACUUUUAUGUGCAUUUAAAGUGCACGAAUUCAAUAGCAACCAUAUUUUACUUUUAAGACGAGCUAAAUAAAGUCUUUAUAUUAAAUUUU